GGAGGGGGCAGGGCCUCACCUGUCUCCACCUGCAAAGACUGGAGACCACUGCUCUAAACCGCACUGACUGUAUGAACAGAACCGAAGAGGACUGAUGUUGACUCAAAUUUACUUGAGUGGAUUUAUCUGACCUGGAUUUGGUUGGUUUCUUGUGGAUUACCUUCACAUUUCAAAAUCCACCUGAAGCAGGAAGUGAGUGGAGCUAACAUGGGCAGUAAGGAGCAAUAUCAUUGGCUGGCUCAUGACGUCAAGGUGAGCGGCGUGGAUGACAUGGUGCUCUUGUCCAAAAUCAGUGAAGAUGCCAUCACGGACAACCUGAAGAAGAGAUACAUGGAUGACUACAUUUUUACCUACAUUGGACCCGUUCUGAUCUCAGUCAACCCAUUUAAACAGCUUCCGUAUUUCACUGAGAGAGAAGUGGAACUCUACCAGGGAGCGGCCCAGUAUGAGAACCCGCCUCACAUCUAUGCUCUGGCUGACAACGUGUACCGCAACAUGAUGAUUGACAGCGAGAACCAGUGUGUCAUCAUCAGUGGAGAGAGCGGUGCCGGGAAAACUGUGGCCGCCAAAUACAUCAUGAGCUACGUGUCCAAGGUGUCUGGGGGCGGAGCUAAGGUGCAGCAUGUCAAGGACAUCAUCUUGCAGUCCAACCCCCUGCUGGAGGCCUUUGGGAACGCCAAGACAGUCCGGAACAACAAUUCCAGCCGCUUCGGCAAAUACUUUGAGAUCCAGUUCAGUCGAGGAGGAGCUCCUGAUGGAGGGAAGAUCUCCAACUUCCUGCUGGAGAAGAGCCGAGUGGUUUCCCAAAAUGCGGGAGAGAGGAACUUCCAUAUCUACUACCAGCUGCUGGAGGGAACGAGCGGGGAGCAGAGGCAGAACCUUGGAGUCACGACUCCUGACUACUACAACUACCUCAACCAAUCAGGAACGUUCACGGUGGAAGACGUCCAAGACAACAAGGAAUUUUCUGACACCUUGAGUGCCAUGUCCGUGGUAGGUCUGUCCAUGGAAGACCAGGAUUCGGUCCUUCAGCUGGUUGCAGCAAUUCUCCACUUGGGUAACAUCAGCUUCCGAGAAGAGAACAACUUUGCUGUAGUCGAGAGUGCUGACUUUUUGGCCUUCCCGUCCUUCCUGCUUGGGAUCCCUCAGGACUCUCUGUGCAGCAAACUGACCAGCAGGAAUAUGGACAGCAAGUGGGGUGGAAAGACCGAGUCCAUCUCGGUCACCCUGAACACAGAGCAGGCGUGCUUUACCCGGGACGCCCUGUCUAAAGCGCUCUACAGCCGCCUCUUUGACUUCCUAGUUGACUGUGUCAACAGAGCCAUGCAGAAGGACCAGGAGGAGCUCAACAUCGGAGUUCUGGAUAUCUAUGGUUUUGAGAUCUUCCAGAAAAACGGUUUCGAGCAGUUCUGCAUUAACUUUGUCAAUGAGAAGCUGCAGCAAAUAUUCAUCGAACUCACGCUGAAGGCAGAGCAGGAGGAGUAUGUUCAGGAGGGAAUCAAAUGGUCGCCCAUCGAGUAUUUCAACAACAAAGUUGUGUGUGACCUCAUUGAGUCCAAACUGAAUCCUCCUGGCAUCAUGAGCAUCUUGGAUGACGUAUGCGCAACAAUGCAUGCUAAGGGUGACGGAGCGGACCAGACACUGCUGCAGAAGCUGCAGGGUCAAGUUGGAUCACAUGACCACUUCAGUAGCUGGAACAGAGGAUUUGUCAUCCACCACUACGCUGGCAAGGUGUCAUACGAUGUCAGUGGCUUCUGCGAGAGGAACAGAGACGUGUUGUUCAAUGACAUCAUCGAACUGAUGCAAGGCAGCGAAUUUCCAUUCAUCCGAGCGCUGUUCCCCGAAAACUUGGAAGCCGAGAAGCGAGGACGUCCCAGUACGGCCAGCAGCAAGAUCAAGAAACAAGCCAACACUCUAGUCCAGACGUUGAUGAAGUGUACACCUCACUACAUCCGCUGCAUCAAACCCAAUGAGACAAAACGUCCUCGCGACUGGGAGGAGAACCGAGUCCGACACCAGGUGGAAUACCUGGGCCUCCGUGAGAACAUUCGGGUCCGCCGAGCAGGAUACGCAUACCGCCGUGUUUUCAACAAGUUCCUGCAGAGGUACGCCAUCCUCACCAAGGAGACCUGGCCUACCUGGAAAGGUGAGGAGCGUCAGGGUGUCCUUCACCUCCUCAACUCUGUCAACAUGGACCAGGACCAGUUCCAGCUGGGAAAGACAAAAGUCUUCAUCAAAGCUCCAGAGUCGCUCUUCCUGUUGGAGGAGAUGAGGGAGAGGAAGUACAACGGGUACGCCCGAGUGAUCCAGAAGGCGUGGCGUAAACAUAUUGCCGUCCGCAAGUACGUCAAGAUGAGGGAGGAAGCAUCUGACAUUCUGCUGAACAAGAAGGAACGCCGUAAGAACAGCCUGAACAGGAACUUUGUGGGCGACUAUAUCGGCACCGACAGCCACCCAGAGAUCCGUCAGUUUGUUGGCCGCAGAGAGAGGAUUGACUUUGCCGAUGUGGUGGUCAAAUUUGAUCGCAGGUUCCGGACGGUCAAGCGCGACCUCAUCCUGUCCCCCAAGUUCUUGUACCUGAUUGGUCGAGAGAAGGUGAAGCAGGGACCAGACAAAGGUCAAAUCCGAGAGGUUCUCAAGAGGAAGAUGGAACUCAACAGUAUCCAGUCAGUUUCAUUGAGCACCCUGCAAGAUGACAUCUUCAUCAUCCACGAAGAGGAGUAUGACAGCGUUCUCCAAAGUGUCUUCAAGACCGAAUUCCUUAGUCUGCUCAUCAAACGGCAUCACGAGAAAACUCAGAGGAAUCUUCCGCUCAAGUUCAACAACCUUCUGGAGUUUAAAGUGAAAAAGGGAGGCUGGGGUCCAUUCAGCUCGUCAGGGUCCAGACAGAUCCAGUUCCAAGUUGGACAGGGGGAUGAGGCAGUCCUGAAACCCAGUGGGAAAGUUCUGCAUGUCUCCAUUGGACCGGGUCUGCCCAAAAACUCACGACCCACCAGGAGGGACAACCGCAAGAGUCUCUGUAGGGACACCCGGGCUCCACCCACCAACCACAACAAUUUGGGGCUUCGCCACAUGGGCUCUGUGACCCACCAAGGAGGUUCCUCCAGAGGCUCAUUACUGAGGCAGCAGUCCAGCAUGGAGCAACCAAGUUUGCCUCGUCUCCAAACCCAGCAUCGGCCUGACAACAAGGGCUCUCCGCAUAUGGACAUGGGCUUCAUGAAUGUCCCAGACCAGGGCGCUGCAGGGCUGCAGCGGCGGCGUUCCAAGGAGGUGAAGCCAGUCCCUGGCGCCGGUAGACCCAAACCGGCUCCCAAACCAAAGCCUCGUUCCCCACAGUGCCGUGCUCUGUAUGCCUAUGAUGCACAGGACACGGAUGAGCUCAGUUUCAAUGCUGAUGAUAUCAUCGAGAUACUGACGGAAGAUCCGUCUGGCUGGUGGUUUGGACGCCUGCGUGGCAGAGAGGGAAUGUUCCCUGGAAACUAUGUAGAGAAGAUCUAGACCUAGACUGCAGCUAAGGUCAGAAGUCAUCUGUCAUUAACUUACAUUUUUUACUAUAAGUCAGCCAUCAUCCCCAAGCGUAAGAGGUCUAAGUGCAACCAUCUGAAUGUGAAGCAGUGCGGUGAUGUCAGCCAUAUUGUAUUGCCAUGGAAACCAAACUGGGAGGCAAUUGACAUGAACGCUGAAACUAUGACAGCCACAUUAGUGUUCAUGAGUGUUGUUUGUUAAUUUUGACCAUCCUUUAAUUUUAAAUGUGACUGAAAAUGUCAAAACAAAUUCACCUCUAUGUAAUAAACUCAUGUUCAUG
Molecule: messenger RNA, 3805 nt
Organism: Dunckerocampus dactyliophorus (ringed pipefish)
Lineage: Eukaryota; Metazoa; Chordata; Actinopteri; Syngnathiformes; Syngnathidae
Gene: myo1eb
Product: myosin IEb
Exons: 27
Coding region: 208-3498 (1096 amino acids)
Biological process (GO): vesicle transport along actin filament; actin filament organization
Cellular component (GO): plasma membrane; microvillus; myosin complex
Molecular function (GO): actin filament binding; microfilament motor activity; ATP binding
Source: RefSeq, a predicted model, not a curated record